Messenger RNA from Aspergillus nidulans FGSC A4, 1408 nucleotides. RefSeq lists its product as uncharacterized. NCBI's taxonomy places the organism in Eukaryota, Fungi, Ascomycota, Eurotiomycetes, Eurotiales, Aspergillaceae. Bases 357 to 1151 code for a protein of 264 amino acids. The record is from RefSeq and is a predicted model, not a curated record. The transcript has a single exon.
UAUUUCCUACCCAACGAGGUAGUCUCAGCUAUCCACGCAUUAUCUAAUAUCAGCCACCAAACGCUCAAGAGUCGAUACUGCAUUCACCGUUCUUCCAGCCAGUCGGUGACAAACCUAUCAGGCACGGCGUUACGAGAAAAGACCGAAUCCGGAGCCUGCCCAGCAACGCACAAAGGUCCCUUAAUCUAAUCCGCCGUAUCAAAGAGAUAAGGCUAAGACUGUCAGCCUCUUUGAUUCACCGCCGCUCUGCGCCCCAGCCGCUAUUGGACGAUUGGGGCCCGGCCGGACACAUUAUUCAGUGCUGCCUGAGUCACAGCUGAGAUCAUAAACACAUCAGGUCGCCCUGAAUUCCCACCAUGUCCUCAAUAAAUUUCUCUCCACUUCCCUCGUCUCCUGCUGCCUCUUCACCCUUGGCUGCUCCCUCCUUCACAUCCUAUUUCAACCUGCUCACUCGCAAGCGGCAACAAAAGAAAAUGAGCAUCACACAAACAUACUACCUCGCCCACACCGCCCGGCGGAAGCUGACCCGAGAGGCGUCCCGGGCGGACCACGACCUGCGCCUGCUUGUUGGUCACGCAAACCUUCUCGACUCACUGAUGCUCGACCUGGCCGACGCCGAACAGGAGCAGGAACGCUGGUUCAAUCAGACAGUCAGCGGAGCGACCAAGGGAGCUUACCGCUCCGAGAACCAGCACCACAUCCAAUGGGCCGAAACAUUAGUUGAAGAGCCCGAGGAGGACUGGGAUCCAUCAGAAGACCUCUCCGAUGAGGAUUCCGAUCUCAGCGAGGAGGAAGACUCAGAUUUUGAAGAGAACUAUGCGCCCGUGCGACGACGAGCACCUUCACCUGUUGCCAUUGUUACCGAGACCGAGCUUGAAGACUACGACUCCGACUCGGAUUCAGAGUAUGACUACGAUGACGCCGAGGAUCUCGAUGAGCUCGCCCUAACGCGAUCACCAUCGCGGCAACCGCCCGAACUGUCGCACGACGAGGACGACUCAGAGGACGACAGUAUGCCUCCAUCACCGCCACAGCCAGUUCUCGAGUCAUUCGACGAGAAGCAAGCACACACCGAGGUCACUCUCGCAGACCCAGACUUCGAACACCGAUAUUACGUACGGCCAGCGCAACCGAUGAUUGAAGCAUGUUGAUCAUGUUCUUUCUCACAUCUCUUGCGCGAAUGCAUAUUACGUGAUACCCUGACGAUUAAUGUUCGAGCAUUUCAGCGUUACACAGCGACGCAAAAGGGACGGGUUUUGGGAGCAUACAUCUGCAUGCAUUGUUUGGCGUUAUUGGAUAUACACUCAUCUCAUGUUUGCAUUGAUCUACAACAUUUAGUAUAUAGCAUCUACCAUCUUGGUACAAGACAAUAACAUUACAGUCACAAUACAAUCGAAUAACCACAACC